AUGGACGACGAUGCUUCGCAGCCAUCGACGUCCAACGCUUCUGGCUCUAAGGAUAGCUGCGGCAAAAGCAAGUUUGAUCGACUGGUGAAGAAAGUGGGCCAGAAGCUGAUGCCACGACUGAACGACAACAUCUUCGUGCCGUCCGCCAUUUCAUCAUCAGGCUCUUCUCGUAUGUCGCAUUCACCUUCAACAGAUGACUCGCAACGCUCACUGUAUGGUGAAGUGGACCACAGAAAACUCAGUGCGCCAGCUAAUAUUGCAGCACCACUACCUAGCCUUUUUAUCAACACUUUUGGCAAUGAGGUCGCUGGCUCAGGUUACGGAUGGCUGACCGCUCCAGACACUCCUGAUCCCUACCAUGCGGUUGACUCCGUUAUAAGAGCUCAACAAAUUGGACUUGAUAUGGUAAAGGAGCGAAUACAGUAUACGAAACAGCAAAUCGACAUUUGUCGUCGAGAUCAGCAAAUGAUAGCAGACUUUGUAGCAGAUGCUUUUGUUGAGGAGUUGAAUGCGAAUCGUAAUAAGUCGAAUUUCUAUGAUCUUGUAGAAGAUGUCGAACGUCUUCAGAAAGAAGUGGAUGAGCUUCGGAAGUUGUCACCAAGAUCAGUGCCACCUCCAAGACCUGCUCCUCCACAUCAGAAUCUGAAAUGGCAUUGUAUACGAUGUCUCGAAGCAAACAGCACGUCAUCAUAUCGAUGUCAAUGUUCAUUUCCUCGUAUGGCAAUUGAUCCACGAGAAGCUGCCAGAUGCAACUGUAUACAUUGCAGCCAAGUAGCAGCUAAUCGAGUUAUCGCUUCUCCUACUCCUGGAGAUGGCGAUUGGCUAUUGGUCAACAGAUUACACAUGAAUGGAUCUGCAGCUUCCUAA
Messenger RNA from Ostertagia ostertagi, 867 nucleotides. NCBI's taxonomy places the organism in Eukaryota, Metazoa, Nematoda, Chromadorea, Rhabditida, Trichostrongylidae. The record is from the annotation of a GenBank genome assembly.